AUGGCUACCCCCAAGGCAGGAACCCUUGCGCUCGCCGUGUGGUUCAUGGUCUUGGCUGCCGGUAAGAAAAGACUCUCCCACCUUUCAUCAGCGUCUGAUUAUUAUUCUUACUCCUUUCUCCGCUCUCUCCUUUCCCUUGGCAGCUCUCUCCCUGUAUGAUCUUGGAUUUCUAUUUUCAUUCUAUUUAUGCUGGCUUGUCCGCGUAACCCCUCACAUGUUCUACUAGCUUACCUCACUCAGGUUUGUUCUUCUUCUUAUUCCUCAUCCUGGUGAGAAGGUGGGGAGUGGGUGGACUACCCGUCUGGCCUCGGGUGUUGCAGCAACAUCCAGGUGGAGAGGUGCGAUCCGUCGAGCUCCAACGCAAACGCUGCCUGCCGUGACGUAUGCCACUACAGUGGCUGCAGGAAAGGUGGCCUCUGCAUGGAUGGUGCUCCCCGCUUCGGCCGCUUCUGCCAUUGCAACUGCUGA
This is a messenger RNA of Spirodela intermedia, 468 nucleotides long. Lineage: Eukaryota; Viridiplantae; Streptophyta; Magnoliopsida; Alismatales; Araceae. The record is from the annotation of a GenBank genome assembly.